Molecule: messenger RNA, 3476 nt
Organism: Boeremia exigua
Lineage: Eukaryota; Fungi; Ascomycota; Dothideomycetes; Pleosporales; Didymellaceae
Exons: 3
Coding region: 393-3386 (997 amino acids)
Source: RefSeq, a predicted model, not a curated record
CUCUGAGCUUCCAUCGGCUGCUUCCUGGCGCAAGCCCUUCUCGUUUUCCGGAUCCCAACAAUCCCUCAAUCUCGUAUAGCAACUCGCCAAAUUGCCCUCACUUCUGUACUUUGACGCUGCACGCAUCUGCCUGUAUGCUUACCAUUUGGGAGCGCUGAACAUCUCUCACACGUAUGUCGUAAUACCGAUACGGCCUUUACUCGAUCGUAUCCCCGUAACGUUAAACCACUAUCGCUGUUCUAGUGAGAGCAUCUGCACGUAAGAUCGGUUACUUCGGCCCGCGCCAACUUUCCUCAUCUCUAGGUCGUCGGCCCUUUUCUACGUGCUACAGUACAACUCAAACCUUCCAACACUACUCAAGAUUAGAAAGGUUCAAGCGAGGAACACAUCUCAUGGCAGGCACGAGACGGCGAUCCCGGGCUCGUGACACGAUCAAAACGCAUCAACGGCGGCGAUCAGCGUCUCACCUAGUAUCUACCGUACCUGAGACUGCAAUUGCCACGAACGCAAAUGUUGGCGAGGUAGCCGAGGGUGCUGAUGAGGGUUCUCCCCGUCCGGAAGGCUCUUCACAACCUGAAACGUUAAUCAAUCGCUCAGUCUCAGCAUUCUGCAAAGAAUGCAGUGGCAAGAUUGGCGAGUUUUACAACUCGUGGCACAAGGUCACCAGCAGUUACUUCAGCCCUGCGUUGCUUGGGUCUUACAGAAGCCUGUUGCGGACAUCGGCCUGGCGAAAAUCAGCGUCAGAUUCAACAGAAUUAGCAGGAUGUACCAUAGACUUAACCUGCUGUCCAGGCUGCAGCAACCAUCUUGGUUUUAUAGUCGUUGAUACACCUGCAGGCGGGAAACGAUUUCGUGGUCGGGAGUUUUUCAAGCUCCAACACAUCGAACUGCGAUGCGAGGUAUCCCCAAACAAGACGAUCACCGUAAAGCCCCAGGAAAACGUGGCUCCUGAUCUGGUACUCUCCGAAGGGUCGAAAAGCCCAUCCCCCACACGAGUCGAGACCACCCCGGAUACGAUGGAGUUCGAAACACCUCUCUCGUCUUCGCAUCCACUAUGGACCAAACCCGAGCUGCAGCAACAGCGCCCGUACUCACAACCUCGGGACUUUGUACGCCAAUCAUUGCAAUCGAAUGUGUCUCUACCGCAGCCAGUGACUCUGCCGCCGCCAGUGGUCACGGCACAUUCACCUGUCAACCGGAGCGUUGCAAGCUCGGAUAGCCCUCCAUUACUACCACCUUCGCAGGCAUCUCCGCAACCAGCGCAGCUACCAUCUGUACACACUAUCGGAAGCUCAAUCCGAAAUCCUCAGCCAGAGCCAGCUGUCAACGGCCACAGCGACGGUCACAAGUAUCCUCGGGAUCCGCGCGACGUGCGCUUUGAUGCUAUUCAGCGCCUGCAGACACAAAUCUCGCAGAACACCAGCGUCCUGGCUGCUCAGUCACGUACUCAGGUGGAGUCUGCUGAGAUUGUGAGGCAGAUCGAGAGCAGUCUUCGCAGUGAGUUCCAGGGUCAAUUGCAGCGGCAGGACCAAGAGUUGCGCAGAUUAGGCGACACUGUAAAUCAGCUAGCCCGAGAGCUUACAGAAUGCCGCCAGACCAUGGUCGGUCUUGGGCACGAAGUGCACGUCGCCAGGACAGAAAGCGCACGGCGCUCGAGCGACGUAAUGCAGCCCAUUCAAGAUGACGCUCUUGAGCUCAUGGCUCGACGAAUCGGAGACAUAUCGCACAGGACGACCGAUCUCGAAACACUGAGAGACCUUGUGUCUAUCCUGGGUGGCAAAGUGCAAAGGCUCGAGUCCGAGUCGGCUCCCACUCGCCAGCCGCAUCCACAGCUAACAUAUCCCGCACAUCAGCCUAUGCAACCAGUACAGGUAGCGCACGCCGCGCCCUUACCACCGCCUCAGCCUCCGGUCCAUGUGUUCCAGACACCCGCUCGGCCGACAUCCAACCCACAGGUUGUGCCUGUUCACGAGAACUCCGCCGCUACGAUGCCUCCAGAAAGCGCUCAAAGACCCGAGCCUGUUCCUGCCCAGAAUGGAUGGGCGACGGUGAAUGCUGGAGUGAAGCGCACAUAUGAGAGCGCUACAAAUAGCCCGCAUCAGAAUACAAGCUCAGCACCUGGGUCUCCAAAGCGUCCCAAACUGGUCGUGACCGGAGGGUCUCAGGAUAGCCUUCCGUCACAGCCUCCUAUCGAGCCACCGCACAUGCUGCUAUCUCAGACGCAGCCUGUGGUUGCCUCGCAGCCGCUAACGCAACCGGGACCAUUCACAGGACCGCACCCAGGUGCGCAUCCAGGACCACCACCGACACAGCCCUACCCGCCUUAUGGCACACAAGAGGGCCCAUCGGAUCAGAGCUGGCGACCCGAAUCUCAGCGCAUGGCUGAGUCGCGUCCCGCCCGCGGCAGAGGCUCUAGAGGAGGCCGGGGACCAGGCAGCAGGGGCGGGCGGGUGCGGAAAAGUAUGCAGGGACAUGAAUAUUCCAUGGGAACGCCAGAUUGGGAGCGAGAUCAUUGGACAGCUAUCCCGGACACGCAAGCCAGCCCAAGCGUUAUUGAUGGCCAUUCUAGAAGUAUUGUGCGGCGCGGUGGGGGUGCCGUUGGACCUCGUAGCGGACCCUUGUCAGUGGAGCGUUCGAAUGAGUGGACCCCUGAGAUUGGGCCUCGUACCGUCUACCACAGUCAAGACUCGCCCAUUGAAGUUAAGAAGACUAGAUCAAAACCUAUCCGUAAUGAGGAUGGGAUAUUAGUCCGCAAAGACGGCCGGCCAGACAGACGUUCGCAGUCAUCCGCAGCGAAUCUUAGAAAGGUACACGCCCGUAAGGAGGAGCAACAAAGAGAGGCGGAGGCCGGGUCCACACCUACUGGAUACAGUCACACAACGCCUGCAGGGCUGGACACUCCAAGCCCGACUUCGCGAGAUUCUCAUGAGCCGGAUGUUACGGAUAGCGUACGCAGGAAGCAUCGCGACAUCCUCGGAAGAAUUUUUCCGGAAGGGCUGAAUUCCUCGCGGAAGCAGCACGACUACGCCCACCAGGUGUUCAACGAGGAUCGUGACCAUACUGCACAUCCACGUUCGCGAGUAAUCAAAUCCACCAAGGCCGCGCCGCGGGUCAAGAAAGAGUAUGUUGAGCGCAGCGAGGUCGCGGAGACUCAGACUCCUAAUGGCGGCGACGUUGAAAUGGAUGAUGGAGCCUCUACGAAUGGACACGAGCAUGAUGACACUGAGACACCAUCUGGUGAAGUGGUCACUGCAUCGGAUCAGACACCGGUCCAGGAAGAGAACGGUCGAGGGGUUGUGGCACAAAAAAGCACAGUGCAGAUUCCAGAGACGCAGGCUACUAAUAAUUCGGUCACAGUUGCAGCCCAGUCAGCAGAGACAGCGUAGGACGAGUUUCCAUUCGAAGCUUACAUGACGGAAGAUCUUCUAGUGGCGACUCAUUUAUGGUGCAUGUAAAUAUCACUUUUAAAUACAAGA